This is a messenger RNA of Plectropomus leopardus (leopard coralgrouper), 1570 nucleotides long. Lineage: Eukaryota; Metazoa; Chordata; Actinopteri; Perciformes; Serranidae. The record is from RefSeq and is a predicted model, not a curated record.
GGUGGCGGCGGCAGCAGCAGCGGCAGUGGCGAUGAUGGACCCCUGCAGCCUUUCCCGUCGGAGUUUGAGAGGGCCGUAAUGCGUCAUUCACUGAUCCUCUCUGAACAAGUUCUUUCGUCUGAGCAGAUGAAAAUGUACCGUUUAUUGUUACGUUCUCAUGGACAACUUCGGCUACAUCACAGCUUCUUCUAUCAAGAUAAGAAAAAGCCAGAAAAGAAGAGUAUGACACGCUGCCACAGCUUUGAAUUCCUGCCACCAGAUUUGUCUGAGCUGAGGGUCGUUCUGCUGGGGAGCAGCUGGUCUGAGAGGAGCUCGGUGGGGAACUUCAUCCUGAGAGAAACACAUCAUUGGGCUCAGUUUAACCCUGAGGAAGAACCAUUCGGCUGUGUGACGAAAAUCGGACAGUUUAAUGAGAAACGCAUAGUUCUCAUCAACACUCCAGAUCUGCUGGUUCUGAACAGAAUCCUCAGACUGGAUGUAAAAUUCUGCUCUUAUCCUGGACCUCAUGUGUUCCUGCUGGUUCUGCAGCCCGAAGACUUCACUCAUCUCGAUGAGAUGAGACUCUGCAGAGUCCUGAAACUCUUCAGUGAUCGAUCAUUUGAUCAUUCACUGGUCCUCAUAUCAACACCCAGAGAGGAGAGUCCAGGUUUCAUGGAAAGAUACAGGCAGCACCCCCCCAUAAAAGAAAUGAUCAGGAAAUGCAGAUACAGGUUUCUGUGGAGAAAGGACCUCGAAUUUCCAGAGCUGUUAACACGGCUGGGUCAAAUUGUGAAAGAGAACAAUGGAGCGCAUGUUUGUCCGUAGUAUAUUUGGACCAAAGUAAGUUGGAUGUAAGUGAGAGAUCGAUGUAAAAAUUAUUUAGAGAUCUCUGAAAUUGGACAAACGCAGAUCUGAGAUCAAAUAAGUUCAGAAACGAAUUUGAGCACAAAUAUCGUUUUAAACAGUCAUUUUUCUCCACAUAUUAUCUAUGCAUAUGUAUUAUCUGUACAUAUAUUAUAGCUACAGGCCAGUUUUUAAACUCCUGUGUCCACCAGUGGUGUGGGAAUCUUUUGUAAAUAAACAACUGUGUACGUUCUUAUCUGCAAAUGCUAUUUUAAGUGCCUGUUAAUCAGAGUUAAGAGCAGACCACAGCACCAUUACAGCAGCAACUGUGGUUGUAAAUGAUAUCGUUUUAACUCUUGAUCUUAGGAAACACAGUGUAGCUACGACACAAAAAAUAAUGGAACAGAAAAACAGAUUAAGAGGACUCACAACUCUGCAAAAUAUUUCAAAUAAUAUUUCGUAUUUCUCAGGUUUGUUUUUUUUCAAGACCUUCCCGUGAUUAAUUAUUUUCCUAAACAAAGAAGAUUUGAAUACUGCAAAAUGAAAAAUGUUUUUCAUCUAUAUGUGUUUUUUCCACUAUUAUUUUUGUGUCUUAUGAUUUACUCUUUGGUUGUCAGGUUGCUUUUGGCUGUGUUUUGAUUUUUUUAGUCACUGCUCUGGUUCAGUUGGUUUCAUUUAAAAUAUGUGACCAUAUGUGAUUUACCUUAAAUUCAAUAAAGUUCAUUUACAAAAGCACAGCAGGGAUAAA